AUUGAAAAUUUUUAAUAGAUGUCUUUAGACAAGAAUAUACCCAAAACAGAGGAAAUGGAAGAAAGCCCAUUUUUCUACUUGGAUGAAAUACAAGCAAAUUUCUACAAACUGUUUUCUCUUUUUUACAGUGGAAUAGGAAUUAUUCAAAGAGAUUCGCCAGCUAAAAAUGAAAAGCCAGACCAAGAUGCAAUACUUCGGCUGGAGAAUAACAUAAAGGAGAUCAUAGGGCAGUUUAUAACCACAAGAGAAAAGCUAGAAGAAAGGAUAUUAAAAAUAGAAAAAGAGAAGCCUUCUUUUGACUCAUUAGAAAAUCUAUUAGAAAAAACAAGAGAAUUAGACAAAAUUAUGCAGAAUAAAGUAAAAGUGCUAGAAGAAGAGCUUCCUUUAUUCAGAGAGGCGGUGGAAGAGAUAAUUGAAGAAAUUGACCAAAUAUAAUUUAUUUUGGA
Messenger RNA from Nematocida parisii ERTm1, 446 nucleotides. RefSeq lists its product as uncharacterized. Lineage: Eukaryota; Fungi; Microsporidia. The coding region runs from base 19 to 435 and encodes 138 amino acids. The transcript has a single exon. The record is from RefSeq and is a predicted model, not a curated record.